Molecule: messenger RNA, 1643 nt
Organism: Darwinula stevensoni
Lineage: Eukaryota; Metazoa; Arthropoda; Ostracoda; Podocopida; Darwinulidae
Source: the annotation of a GenBank genome assembly
AUGUACAACUGUGCAUGGUUGGGUGGGAGUGGGAAUCCUAGCCCUGAAGCCCUCAUGCCUUUGGGUCAUACUGGAAGGGGAAGGAUGAUGAACACUCUCCCUGCUACCUCUUCCUCUCCUUCCCCUUCUUCCUCUUGUUCCAUCAACCCUCAUCUGGGACAUUUCUACACAGUGGAAGUUGGUGAUACCAAGUUCACCAUCCUCAAGCGAUAUCAAAACCUUAGGACAAUCGGCUCUGGUGCUCAAGGCGUUGUCUGUGCUGCAUAUGACACAGUGACCAAUUGCAAUGUGGCCAUCAAGAAACUCAGUCGUCCUUUCCAGAAUGUGACUCAUGCCAAAAGAGCGUAUCGAGAAUUCAAACUCAUGAAGUUGGUCAACCACAAAAAUAUCAUUGGGUUGCUGAAUGCAUUCACACCCCAAAAGAGCCUGGAGGAGUUCCAGGAUGUCUACCUCGUGAUGGAACUCAUGGAUGCAAACCUGUGCCAGGUGAUCCAGAUGGAUCUGGACCAUGACCGUAUCUCCUAUCUCCUCUAUCAGAUGCUCUGUGGGAUCAAGCAUCUCCAUUCAGCUGGCAUCAUCCAUCGGGACCUGAAACCAAGCAACAUUGUUGUGAAGAGUGAUUGCAGUCUCAAGAUUUUGGACUUUGGACUGGCACGUACAGCUGGGACCACAUUUAUGAUGACCCCAUAUGUAGUGACCCGGUAUUAUCGUGCCCCUGAGGUCAUUUUGGGAAUGGGUUAUUCUGAGAAUGUGGACAUCUGGUCUGUUGGAUGCAUCAUGGGUGAGAUGAUUCGUGGGGCUGUCCUCUUCCCAGGAACUGAUCACAUUGACCAGUGGAACAAGAUAAUUGAGCAACUGGGUACACCAUCAAGGGACUUCAUGCAGCGUCUUCAGCCCACUGUUCGAAACUAUGUAGAGAAUCGACCACGUUACCGUGGCUACUCAUUUGAGAGACUCUUCCCAAAUGAACUCUUCCCACCUGAUUCUAAUGGUCACCCCAACCUCACAGCCUCGUGUGCACGAGAUCUCCUAUCCAAGAUGCUUGUGAUAGAUCCAGAACACCGCAUUUCUGUGGAUAAUGCCCUAAUGCAUCCAUACAUCAACUUUUGGUAUGAAGAGAGUGAAGUCCAUGCUCCUGCUCCUCAUCCAUAUGACCACUCUGUGGAUGAACGGGAACAUUCAGUGGAAGAAUGGAAAGAGCUGAUCUAUAAGGAAGUGAUGGAGUAUGAAAGCACACAUAAUACAUUGGGUGGAGCUGCAGCCAAUGCAGGUGCCAACAGUCAAGAGAAUGGAAGUGCUGGGAGCAUCGGGGCAGCAGCACGAGCAGGCUCAUCAGGUGCAGCUGCAUCUUCUGCCAUGUCCUCAGCUGCUGCAGCCUCCCGCAGAUGAUGAGAAGAUGAGGUCAAGCCAUGGAAGAGUGUAAAUAGAAAGAGGGAAGAGGAAGGUCUAUCCACUGCAUGCACCCUCCACGACUGUGAUAAACUCGAGAAGAAUGUGACAGUAAAGGAGACAGAGAAAUGGAGAGAGAGCUCAUUUGCAGAAAAAGAAUUCCCUGACUCCCUUUCUUGUUCCUGUGUGUUCCAGACAACCUUAACUGAUGAGAAAGAGAGAAGAAAGAACUUUUAAAAAUUAUGACCACAAUA